CCCCUCCGUUCGUCUACCGUUCGUCCGCCUCCGCCACCGACGUGUCCGCCCGACCAGCAGUUGCGCGGCGCACCGUGACGAAUGCGAUUUCCAUCAGCCCGAUAUCUUCUCUCGGCGGGCAUACGCUCGGCACGAUACUGUAUUACAUUUUGCGAUAAAGUGCGCGCGCGUUCGUCGAUUCUCGCUCGGAACAUUGACAUCGUAAUCGCGAUCGGAUUUUCGUCCCCAGCGUCGAUCGGUUCCCCGGGCGAGUUGCUGUUGUUUUCAACAUUUUAAAUCGCCGAUGCAUGUUUCAAUGGUAUGACACUACAUAGGAAGUUUCCAUCGUACAUACCGCUAUGGUUAUAGUAACUAGAGGAGAUUAUAUUUGGAUAGAACCAAUAUCUGGAAGGGAAUUUGAUGUUGCUAUUGGCGCUAGAGUUAUUUCAGCUGAAGGAAAGCGCAUCCAAGUUAAAGAUGAUGAUGGAAGGGAACUAUGGCUUACGCCAGAGAGGCGAAUUAAAGCAAUGCAUCCUACUUCAAUUCAUGGAGUAGAGGAUAUGAUAUCUUUAGGUGAUCUACAUGAAGCAGGAAUACUGAGAAAUUUACUUAUACGAUACAAUGAAAACUUAAUAUAUACAUAUACUGGAUCAAUUUUAGUUGCAGUAAAUCCAUAUCAAAUUUUACCUAUAUACACAGCCGAACAAGUAAAGUUGUAUAAAGAUAGAAAAAUUGGUGAAUUACCUCCUCAUAUAUUUGCUAUUGGUGAUAAUAGUUAUACUCAUAUGAAAAGAUUUGGACAAGAUCAAUGUAUAGUUAUUAGUGGUGAAAGUGGAGCAGGGAAAACAGAAAGUACAAAAUUAAUUUUACAAUAUUUAGCAGCUAUUAGUGGUAAACAUUCUUGGAUUGAACAACAAAUAUUAGAAGCAAAUCCUAUACUUGAAGCCUUUGGUAAUGCUAAAACCAUUAGAAAUGAUAAUUCUUCAAGAUUUGGUAAAUACAUUGAUAUACAUUUUAAUCAAAAUGGCGUAAUUGAAGGAGCUAAAAUUGAACAAUAUCUUCUCGAAAAGUCUCGUAUCGUAUCUCAAUCUCUUGAUGAAAGAAAUUAUCACAUAUUUUAUUGUGUAUUAGCUGGUCUUUCGACUGAAGACAAAGAAAAGUUAGAACUUUCUGAUGCAUCACAAUAUAAAUAUCUCACUGGUGGUGGAAGUAUAACUUGUGAAGGACGAGAUGAUUCUGCUGAAUUUUCUGAUAUCAGAUCAGCUAUGAAAGUAUUGUUAUUUUCUGAUCAAGAAAUUUGGGAAGUACUUAAAUUAUUAGCUGCUUUACUGCACAUAGGAAAUAUAAAAUAUAAAGCUGCAAUAAUUGAUAAUUUGGAUGCCACUGAAAUUCCUGAACGUACUAAUGUUACACGAGUAGCAAAUUUAGUUGGAGUUCCUGUUCAAUCAUUAAUUGAUGCAUUAACUAGAAAAACUAUUUUUGCUCAUGGUGAAACAGUGAUUUCUACAUUAUCAAGAGAACAGUCUGUAGAUGUGAGAGAUGCAUUUGUUAAAGGGAUUUAUGGGCGUUUGUUUGUUCAUAUUGUUAGUAAAAUUAAUAAUGCAAUUUAUAAACCAAAGAGUACCAAAAGAAGUGCAAUAGGUGUUUUAGAUAUAUUUGGAUUCGAAAAUUUCCAGUCCAAUAGUUUUGAACAAUUUUGUAUCAAUUUUGCAAACGAAAAUUUACAACAAUUUUUUGUUCAACAUAUUUUUAAAUUGGAACAACAAGAAUAUAAUCAUGAACAUAUUAGUUGGCAACAUAUAGAGUUUGUUGAUAAUCAAGAUGCUCUAGACCUCAUUGCUACCAAACAACUAAAUAUCAUGGCUCUUAUUGAUGAAGAAUCAAAAUUUCCCAAAGGUACAGAUCAAACAAUGUUGGCCAAAAUGCAUAAAACACAUGGGAAUCAUAGAAACUAUUUAAAGCCUAAAUCAGAUAUGAAUGCAUCUUUUGGAUUAAAUCAUUUUGCUGGUGUAGUUUUCUAUGAUACUAGAGGAUUUCUGGAGAAAAACCGUGAUACAUUUAGUGCUGAUCUUUUACAAUUAAUUCAUAUUUCAACAAAUAAAUUUUUAAAAGUUCUAUUUGCUGAAGACAUUGGAAUGGGUUCAGAGACCAGAAAAAGGGCUCCAACAUUAUCGACUCAGUUCAAAAAGUCUUUAGAUUUACUUAUGAAAACCUUGUGUACCUGUCAACCAUUUUUCAUUCGGUGUAUCAAACCAAAUGAAUUAAAAAAACCAAUGAUGUUUGAUAGAGGUCUCUGUUGCCGGCAGCUUCGAUAUUCUGGUAUGAUGGAAACAAUUCGAAUUCGACGUGCUGGAUACCCAAUAAGACAUGGUUUUAAUGAAUUUAUUGAACGUUACCGAUUUUUAAUACCUGGGAUACCUCCUGCACACAAGACUGAUUGUAAAAAAAUGACAGCUCAUAUUUGCCAAGCUGUUUUAGGACGGUCUGAUUAUCAAUUAGGAAAUUCAAAAAUAUUCUUAAAAGAUGCUCACGAUUUAUUCUUAGAACAAGAACGUGAUAGAGUUUUAACCAAAAAGAUCAUUAUUAUUCAAAAGUCAAUUAAGGGUUGGGUAUACAGAAGAAGAUAUUUGCGUAUGCGAUCAGCUGCAGUAUUGAUCCAAAAACAUUUCCGAGGCUAUUCUCAAAAGAAAAAAUAUAAACAAAUGCUUGUUGGUUAUCUUAGAUUGCAAGCAGUAAUCAGAUCACGUGUGUUAUCUCAUAGAUUUAAACAUUUACGUGGUCAUAUUGUAGGAUUACAAGCACAAUCUAGAGGUUAUCUAGUCAGAAGAAUGUGCGCUCAUAAAAUGUGGGCUAUUGUUAAAAUACAAGCCCAUGUCAGACGAAUAAUUGCUCAAAGACGUUUUAAUAAAAUAAAAUUUGAAUUCAGAAUACAAGUUGAGGCUUUAAAAUUAAAGAAAAAGGAGGAAAAGGAACUGAAAGAAGCUGGAAAUAAGAGAGCUAAGGAAAUUGCUGAACAAAAUUACAGGGAACGCAUGGAAGAAUUAGAAAGAAAAGAACAUGAAAUUGAGGAAGAAGAAAAAAGGCAAAUGGAAAUUAAGAAAAAUCUUAUUACUAAUGCAGCAAGAAAGCUAGAUGAACCUGUUGAUGAUAGCAAACUUGUUGAAGCUAUGUUUGAUUUUCUUCCAGAUUCUAAUAAUGAAGCACCUAUGCAAACUAGAGGAACUUCUGUUUUUAUGGAUCUUCCUACUUCAAAAACUGAUGAUCAACAAGACAUUAUUACUGAUUUACAACUACAACCAGUUGAUGAUGAAGAAGAUUUAAGUGAAUUUAAGUUCCAAAAAUUUGCAGCUACGUAUUUCCAAGGAAAUAUAACUCAUCAAUGUUCAAAAAAACCUCUCAAGCAUCCUUUGCUACCAUUACAUACUCAAGGAGAUCAGUUGGCUGCCCAAGCACUUUGGAUUACCAUACUUCGAUUUUGUGGUGAUUUAAAUGAGCCACGAUAUCAUUCGAUGGAAAGAGACAAUACUUCAGUUAUGUCAAAAGUAACAGCAACAUUGGGUCGUAACUUUAUCCGUAGUAAAGAAUUUUAUGAAGCUCAAAUGAUUGGAAUGGAUCCAGAAAUUUUUUUAAAAACUAAACCUAGAUCUAUCCGUCAUAAGUUAGUAUCUCUUACUUUGAAAAGAAAAAAUAAAUUGGGAGAAGAUGUACGAAAAAGAUUACAAGAUGAUGAAUAUGCUGCUGAUAGUUAUCAAUCUUGGUUAGAUGCUCGUCCUACAUCUAAUCUUGAAAAACUCCAUUUUAUUAUUGGACAUGGUAUUUUACGAGCAGAACUUAGAGAUGAAAUAUAUUGUCAAAUUUGUAAACAACUUUCUGCAAAUCCAUCAAAAUCAUCUCAUGCCAGAGGAUGGAUUUUAUUGUCUCUUUGUGUUGGCUGUUUUGCUCCUUCUGAAAGAUUUGUGAAUUACCUGAGAGCGUUUAUAAGAGAGGGUCCUCCAGGUUAUGCUCCUUAUUGUGAAGAUCGUCUUAAGCGUACAUUUAAUAAUGGAACAAGAAAUCAACCUCCCAGUUGGUUAGAAUUACAGGCUACAAAAUCUAAAAAGCCUAUAAUGCUUCCUAUAACUUUUAUGGAUGGAAAUACAAAAACUUUGUUAGCUGAUUCUGCAACAACAGCAAGAGAACUUUGUAAUCAGCUCUCUGAUAAGAUUGGGCUGAAAGAUCAAUUUGGAUUUUCUCUUUAUAUUGCAUUAUUUGAUAAAGUGUCAUCUUUGGGAAGUGGUGGUGAUCAUGUUAUGGAUGCAAUAUCACAAUGUGAACAGUAUGCUAAAGAGCAGGGAGCUCAAGAACGCAAUGCCCCUUGGAGAUUAUUUUUCCGAAAAGAAAUUUUUGCUCCUUGGCAUGAGCCAACAGAAGAUCAAGUAGCAACUAACUUAAUAUACCAGCAAGUAGUUCGAGGUGUAAAGUUUGGUGAAUAUCGUUGUGAUAAGGAAGAGGAUUUAGCUAUGAUUGCUGCCCAACAAUAUUAUAUUGAACACAACACUGAUCUUAAUAAUGAGAGAUUAUUAAAUCUUUUGCCAAAUUAUAUUCCUGAUUACUGUUUAACAAAUGCAGAAAAAUCAAUUGAAAGGUGGAACGUUUUGAUAAUUCAAGCCUACAAAAAGAGUUAUUAUUUGAAAGAAAACGUUGCUCAUUUGAGAGUUAAAGAAGAUGUUGUGAGUUAUGCUAAAUUUAAAUGGCCAUUAUUAUUCUCCAGAUUUUACGAAGCAUACAGAAAUUCAGGUCCGAAUUUGCCAAAAAAUGAUGUAAUAAUUGCCGUUAAUUGGACUGGCGUUUAUGUUGUUGAUGACCAGGAACAAGUUUUAUUAGAGUUAUCAUUUCCUGAAAUAACUACAGUCUCUAGUCAAAAAACUACAAAAGUGUUUACUCAAACUUUUACACUUUCAACUGUGCGUGGGGAAGAAUUUACAUUUCAGAGUCCAAAUGCUGAGGAUAUCAGAGACUUGGUAGUUUAUUUUUUAGAAGGGUUGAAAAAACGAUCUACUUUUGUAAUUGGAGUUCAGGAUUAUAAAGCGCCUGGAGAAGGAACAUCGUUUUUAAAUUUUCAAAAAGGUGAUUUAAUUAUUUUGGAAGACGAAAGUACUGGAGAAACAGUUAUGACAUCUGGCUGGUGUGUUGGAUAUUGUGAGAGAACUGGUGAAAGAGGAGAUUUCCCUGCUGAAACAGUUUAUGUACUACCAACUUUAUCAAAACCACCUGUGGAUAUUUUGGCGUUGUUUAGCUUAGAAGCUGCAGAUCAUAGCCGUAAACUGUAUUCACAACCAUUAAAUGGUACAGAACCAAGAGAAAAACCUCAUAAUUUAAUGGAAUAUGCUAUUGAUCAUUUUCGAGCUCCAGCUAAACGUACAGUUUCUAAAGCAUUAACAUUAAGUUCGGCUAGACGUGCGAAUAAUGAUGAUAUGUGGAGACAUACAAGAGAACCAAUGAAACAACCAUUGUUAAGAAAACUUGCUGGGAAAGAAGAACUAGCUGAGGAAGCAUGUUUUGCAUUUGCAGCAAUGUUGAAGUAUACUGGCGAUUUACCAGCUAAAAGACGAUUGCCUAAUGAAUAUACUGAUCAAAUAUUUGACGGGCCCUUGAAACACGAAAUAUUAAGAGAUGAAAUUUACUGUCAAUUAAUGAGACAGUUGACCGAUAAUAGGAAUAGAUUAAGCGAAGAAAGAGCAUGGGAAUUAAUGUGGCUAGCAACUGGUUUAUUUGCUUGCAGCCAAAAUUUAUUGAAAGAAUUGAAUUUAUUUUUACGGACAAGACGUCAUCCCAUAUCUCAAGACUCCUUACAGAGGCUUCAAAAGACUAUUAGAAAUGGUCAAAGAAAAUAUCCACCUCAUCAAGUAGAAGUUGAAGCCAUACAACAUAAGACUACACAAAUAUUUCAUAAAGUAUUUUUCCCUGAUGACACUGAUGAAGCUUUUGAAGUUGACUCAUCAACAAGAGCAAAAGAUUUUUGUACAAAUAUUUCGCAAAGAUUGACAUUACGAUCCAGUGAGGGUUUUAGUUUGUUUGUGAAAAUUGCUGAUAAAGUAAUUUCUGUUCCCGAAGGAGAUUUUUUUUUCGACUUUGUUCGUCAUCUUACUGAUUGGAUAAAAAAAGCUAGACCCACAAGAGAUGGUGCAGCGCCGCAAUUUACUUAUCAAGUAUUUUUCAUGAAGAAAUUAUGGACAAAUACAGUACCUGGGAAAGACAGAAAUGCAGAUUUAAUAUUUCAUUUCCACCAAGAACUUCCUAAACUUUUACGUGGGUAUCACAAGUGUUCUAAAGAAGAAGCUACUAGAUUGGCUGCUUUGAUUUAUAGAGUUCGAUUUGGGGAAAGCAAGCAAGAACUACAGGCCAUACCUCAAAUGUUACGUGAACUAAUCCCUGGAGAUCUGUUAAAAGUUCAAAACUCAGCUGAGUGGAAACGAUUGAUUAUAGCGGUAUACAACCAAGAUACAGGUAUGAGUGCUGAAGACGCUAAAAUUACAUUCCUGAAAAUAAUUUAUCGGUGGCCUACAUUUGGGUCUGCUUUCUUUGAAGUGAAGCAAACCACUGAGCCAAAUUACCCAGAACUAUUAUUGAUAGCUAUCAACAAGCAUGGGAUUAGUCUAAUACAUCCACAAACAAAGGAAAUAUUAGUAACUCACCCAUUCACAAGAAUAUCAAACUGGUCAUCAGGCAAUACUUAUUUUCAUAUGACAAUUGGGAAUUUAGUCAGAGGGUCGAAGUUGUUAUGUGAAACAUCAUUGGGAUACAAAAUGGAUGACUUGCUGACUUCUUACAUAUCACUUAUGUUGUCUAAUAUGAACAAACAAAGGACAAUAAAAUAACGAUCAAAUAUUAUUGACCAAAGAACUUCUACUGAAAAACAAAAUUGAUUUUAUUUUAAUUAUCACAUGUUAUGAAUAUAAAAUUGUAUUAGCUAACCUUAGUUCAA
Molecule: messenger RNA, 6943 nt
Organism: Sipha flava (yellow sugarcane aphid)
Lineage: Eukaryota; Metazoa; Arthropoda; Insecta; Hemiptera; Aphididae
Gene: ck
Product: myosin-VIIa
Exons: 38
Coding region: 339-6836 (2165 amino acids)
Cellular component (GO): myosin complex; cytoskeleton
Molecular function (GO): ATP binding; cytoskeletal motor activity; protein binding
Source: RefSeq, a predicted model, not a curated record